Messenger RNA from Chondrus crispus (carragheen), 120 nucleotides. RefSeq lists its product as hypothetical. Lineage: Eukaryota; Rhodophyta; Florideophyceae; Gigartinales; Gigartinaceae. The record is from RefSeq and is a predicted model, not a curated record. The coding region runs from base 1 to 120 and encodes 39 amino acids. The transcript has a single exon.
AUGCGGAUGUGUCGGUGGAAGAUUGUUACCAAGACAGGCAGACAAGGGAAAUGUAGGUUAGAUGUAAAAGGGAAUUGCAGUGCGGGUUGGGGCGAAAACGUGGUGAGGGGGGGAGGGUAG